Molecule: messenger RNA, 1578 nt
Organism: Mucor mucedo
Lineage: Eukaryota; Fungi; Mucoromycota; Mucoromycetes; Mucorales; Mucoraceae
Product: DHHC palmitoyltransferase-domain-containing protein
Exons: 6
Biological process (GO): protein palmitoylation
Cellular component (GO): Golgi membrane
Molecular function (GO): palmitoyltransferase activity; protein binding
Source: RefSeq, a predicted model, not a curated record
GAUCCUUCCGUCAAGGAUGGACAAGGGUUUAAUGCACUUCAUUUAGCUGUGCAUUCGUCUCAUGCGAUGCUUGUAUUAUACCUAUUGUAUUUGGAUAUCGAGAUUGAUGUGUGUGACCAUGUAGGAGGACAUACGCCCUUAAUGUGGGCAGCGUACCAAGGACAUUCCCAAUCUGUGGAUCUGUUAUUAAAGUUUGGAGCGAGUGUACGUGCUACGGAUCAUUCACAAUUGACGCCAUUGCAUUGGGCAGUGGUUCGGGGAAACAAGAUGUGUAUCCGCAAGAUGCUAGAAUAUGAUGCCGAUGUGAACGCGGUGGACAGCAGUGGUAAAUCCGUGAUGGAUUUUGUACGAGAAAAGAAGUUUGAGAGGACAUGGGAUCGUGCCGUAUUGGAAUUUGAUGUGUUGGCAGAGGGAAAUGCGUUACAGGAAGCACGGUUUGCACUCAAGUGUUUAGCCAUGUUUCCGUGGUAUAUGGGCUUACCCUUGGCAAUAGGCGCUUUUGCAUUGACGCAUAUUGCCAUUAUCAAGUAUUUGAUUCAGGUACCGAGUCAUGACGCAGUUUGGAAGACACCGUAUUUCUCGAGUAUCUUUCAAUCAUCUGCCUUUUGGGUGCUUGCUACCUGGAUGUUUGUUCUGUUGCGAUCUACCUCACAGUUAUUGUUUACGCAUUUUAUAUUCAUUGCGACCUAUUUCACGGCCAUGUUUUCAUUCUUUAAAGCGGUUGCAGCCGACCCUGGAUUUAUCAAGAAGGAUCUUUCGCGAGAUAAGCAACACAUGUGUGUCGAGGAAUUAGCGGAUGCUAAUAUGUUGGAUGUCCGUCAUUUUUGUUUAACCUGUCUGAUUAAAAAACCUCUCAGAUCCAAGCAUUGUAAAGUAUGUAACCGAUGCGUAGCUAAAUUCGACCACCACUGUCCUUGGAUUUUUAAUUGUAUUGGUGUGAAUAAUCAUCGUCCGUUUUUAAUGUUUCUUGUGAAUAUGGUGAUUGCUAUUUGUGCAUUUAUUGUUUUAUCCGUCAGUUAUUUAUCAAUGGAAGCACCUAUUUAUGACCAUGGACCGGAUAGUACGUGCUUAUUAGGAGCCACAAUCUGCGGAUACUUUGAUUAUGACACGUGGACAUUAGCACUGACGGUAUGGGUGGUAUUCCAACUGACAUGGUCCAUGUUUUUGUUAGCAGUUCAGUUGUAUCAGGUGGCGAUUGGCAUGACGACGAACGAGAGUGCGAAUGCCAACCGAUAUGCUUAUAUGAAUGCUGUCAGUCAUCCCAUGGUGGUGGGUGGAGGUACAGAGGGAACGGAUGGGCCUUCAGCUAUGAUGGAAGGGAAUCAUCACGGGCACGGCCAUUCAACUGGAUUCUGUCCUUGUCUUCAGUUGGUAGCAGGAGCACGAGCAGUGCAUAAAGCUCGUAACCGACAAAGGACGACGAAGGGAAACGUAUUUGAUCAUGGAUGUUGGAAUAAUUGUUUGGAUUUUUGGACGGAGAGUACACAUGGCAAGAGCUCAGUGAAUUAUUACGAGUUGUAUGAUGUGCAUCAAUUGAAUAACCGUAUUUUCACAUUACAACCUACCAUGGAAGUCUAA